Molecule: messenger RNA, 5001 nt
Organism: Anoplophora glabripennis (Asian longhorned beetle)
Lineage: Eukaryota; Metazoa; Arthropoda; Insecta; Coleoptera; Cerambycidae
Exons: 10
Coding region: 162-4715 (1517 amino acids)
Biological process (GO): positive regulation of Rho protein signal transduction
Molecular function (GO): guanyl-nucleotide exchange factor activity
Source: RefSeq, a predicted model, not a curated record
CCCAGUUGCGCUUUUCGAGGAGCUGGUGGGGUGUGCGGUGUUUGUGACACUUAGAAAAGAGGUUCGGCGAAGGAUCUGUUAGGGUGGAUUAAAUAAGGACAAAGAACGGGCGGAAGAGGAGCAAAAUCAGGAACAAGUGAUGCAGAAAUACUUGCACUUUCAUGGCAGCAGUGGUUAGCCAUGCGAUGCGACGAUUCCCAACAUCACCAACCGACGCCGUUUAUACGUCUUACGGGUUAAGGGGUGAAGGUUCUCAUAAAGAAGGUGAAAGCUCGCUGUCGCGCUCGAUGCGAUACGCCGACCCGUGGCUGUACGGCAGCGUUAGGGCACCUGGGGGUCUACUUCUAGCACCGGCUUUCGUGCUCUGCACCUGCCAGGACUACGUCAACGGGACGAAACGGUCCUCCAAGAAGUCGCCGUCGACAUGCAAGAAGUGUAAAGGUACCCGACUUCCUCUGCCUCCAGUGGACUCGACGAAGUUCGGCACGGUGCGAUGCUACCCCACGAGCGUCCACGCGGUGUCGUCGACGCCGCUGCGCGCGGGUACGGUGCGCGUCAGCUCCUCCUCGAGGCCGAGCAUCCUGCCCUCCGCCGACCCCUACGAUCUCAUGAGAAGGUCCCGGCUGUCGGUGGCGGAGGGCGCCGGACACUUCAGGGCGAGGUCGAUAUCGCCCGGUAAAUCUCGCAACGGGGACGCCAGGAGCCACAGUGGGACCAGAUCGAAAGGUGCCAAGCCAGACUCCUACAACGCCUCCUGCGGCCGCCGCUCGAUCCUAGAAUGCGACAUCAACCCCUACGAGCUCAUAUCCUCCAGCAAGGACACCGCCUCGAAGGAAUCCAGCAUCACCUUCGUCAGCGGCCAGCGGAUCCGCAUCCGACCCUCCCUAACCAACCAGGCCGACUACGAGGACGUGCAGGUCAAUUCUCCCCCGUCGUUGAAGGCGCCGCCGACUUCCAAGUUGCCGGCGAAUCAAAAUAAAACCGCAACGAAUUCUCCAAACAAGCCGGGGAAAGUCAGGAGUCCGGUGUCGUCCCCGAAGCCGAACGAGAAGGAGUCGGAAUUCAGCAGCCGGUUCAAGUCCAUCCUGAAGAAGCCUUCGUCGACUUUCAGCGACUCCGACUCCGCCGGGCCCGAGAGGAGCCCGACGCCGUCGUUGAAGGGCGGGUCGCAGUUUUACAUACCGAUGCCCUGCCCGACGCCCAGGAAGAAGGUGCAGUUUUUGGUGGGGAACGAGCUCGUCCGGAACCAGCUGGUGGGGAACCGAAAGGGCGAGACGGUGAGGUGUCGUCAUGGUGACGAUAACGGAGUGGAGGAGGAUAAGAAAAUUACCUCCGAGGAAAGGAGGGAGGAACAGAAGACGGACCAAGAUAAACCCGAAGAAACCAAGACCUGCUCCCUGAAACGUAGCUACAGCGACAGAGUCCCCAACAACCAGAAGAAGGUUGUCUUUCACGACACGAUGGCCUUACGGCAACGCAUGAAGCGGGUCGAUUCGAGAGCGCCUUUCGACGAAAAGGAUCUCGAGCGGUUAGACGGAAUAACCCCGAGGACGAGGAAAAUCAGUCUAACUAAGUCUCGACCGAGCGCACCGCCCCCACCGCCGCCUCCGAUGAGUCCCGUCGGGGACGAAGAAGAAAAAUAUUACAGUUUACCCGCUGAGAUAAACGUCAGGGAAGAGAAUGUAAAGGGACCUAGCGAGACUCACACGGAAGUACAAAAAUUAGAUAAAUUAGAGUCAAACGGACGACCAGAACUUGCCACUUCGAAAACGAAUGUUGACGUUAAAAGUAAAAAGUGUACUCGGUUAACUUUGACGGAGGUUCUUGGUGUCGACGAACAAAUAAAUGAACAACCGAGUCCACAAAUCGCUAACGUUGAAGUUAAAAAUAUGCAGUACGUCAUCGGUUUUUCCCAGAAAUGCAUUCCAAUAGAACCCGAUCCUCAAAAAGCUGACCCUGACGAUAAAAGCGUCCAGUUAAAAGAAAAAAUAUCGCUGGAAAAAUUAGACCACUGCCUGAACAAUUACAAACCUCAAAACGACGUUUCGCCCAGUCCGACGCCGCCUUCAGCUCCGCCGAGGAAGAGAAGCAACAACAAGCAGCCGCAAGUGGCCAUCAUCAAGACGCCGUCCCCGUCGAUGCACCGAGUCAGGAUCGAAUCUCCGCCCGUGGAGUGCGCCAACCGAACGGUCGUCCAGAUAAACGGAACUCCGGCCGUUCACAAGCUCCAGAUCAAAAACGAGUUCUCGGACGUCACCAACGUCCAUACCGUUUCCAUCGUGGAAAGUCCCCAAAGGAAAACGUCGAUUUUGAUAAACGGAGACGACUGUUACUCGACGGUUAACGUGAACGACGACGUUCCCCUGUACCAGUCCUCGGUGGUCGUUAAGGAUACGGCGGCGGAAGCGUCGCCGAAACCGCUCGGGAAGAGGAGCAGCACCGUUUACAUCACCGGGACGUUUAUAUCGAAGGACACGAACGGAUUCGACGGGGUUACCAAAGACUACAAGGCGCCGAGCGAACUCGAAGGGAACGUCGAGGAAAAACGCCCGCCGUCCUCGGACCUGCUGAAGGAGAUACUGAAGGAUCCGGUGGAAGCAGUGCGCCGCAACUUAGUCCCUCACGUCUGCGGGAAAUCAGAUGUGCCUAGGAGACCACGCGACACGAAGACGUUCAACAGCAGGGCGCCGAGCCUGAUGGGGGAGUCCCUCCUCGAGUCGCCCCUCGAGGACAAGACUAGCGCGGCCGAUUCCAUCGAGGACUCGUUCCUGAGGCUGAGGAACUACGACGCCGUAGCGGAAGACAUCUCCUCGGAGCACAGCUCCUCCACGCAGUACGAGCUGAUGGACCCCGGUUCCGACUGUUACACGGACCACAGCAACCGCAGCUCGGUGACGGAGGAGGAGCUGUCGAACAGGACCAAGUUUUACGAGUUACUGGCCGAGUCCGCCACGGUGGAGGUCUCGGAGAACGACGAUCACCAUUACGAGACUAUAAAAGUCAGUAACGAUCCUAUUUACGAGGAGAUCGAAAUCCCGCCUCCCCUGCCGGCCAAUCCGCCGCCGUCUAGUCUACUCGACGACUUGAACUUGGACAAGGAAUUUACCACUAGGUCGAUUUUUGAGGGCGCCUCAAAGUACGACAUUCUCAGUUACUUGGUGGACGCCAAGGAGAGGGGCAUAGUGCAGGAGGACAACUACAGCUACAACUUCGGCAACAACACCCAGACAACCGAAGAGGAAACCAAAGAAGCCUACAACCGGGUGUCCCAGAUGAGCACGGUCAGCGAUUCCAGCGAAGACAAUUCCUUGAUAAUAUCCGGAGCCUUAAUAGACGAGAAGGCGACCUUCCAGAAGGCGGCCGAAGUGGAACGGAACGACUCGGGCGUCGGUUCCGAGACCAGCAAGAGUUCCCUGAGCAAGUACAGGACCAAGCAGGAGGUGGCGGUUUUGUGCGAGGACUGCGACGUUACCCUCGAGGCGAAAAUAGAGAACGAGCCGUUGAUCUGCAGGAAGUGCGUCAAGAAACGUACGGAGAGGAAGGAGAUCAUCAUGGAGAUCGUGGAGACGGAGGAGAAGUACAGCAGGGACCUUCAGAUCAUCCUGGAGGAGUUCUACCAGCCCAUGUUGGUGGCGGGGCUUCUUACCGCCGACCAGCUCUCCGCCAUAUUCCUGAACGUGGAGGAGCUACUCGAAAACAGCCAGGCCCUCGCGGAGAGGCUGCGCGACGCCGUGGAGAUAGCCCUGGAACAAGGGGACGACGACUUGUUAACCGUGAACAUCGGCAAGUUGUUCUUGGAAGCGGCGCCGAUGCUACACGGUUUCGAAACGUACUGCAUCCGACAAGGCGCCGCGAGCCUACUACUCGCCAGUCUAGAGAAAGACAAAGAGCUGCUUCGGAUAUUCCUGCGGGUCUCCCAAAUGGAGAACACGAUGUUGAGGCGGAUGAACCUCAACUCGUUCCUCAUGGUGCCCGUCCAGCGGGUGACCAAGUACCCGUUGCUGCUGGCGCGUCUGUUCAAGGUUACGCCCGCCCACCACGACACCAGGGACCAGCUCAAGGAGGCGCAGCACAAGAUCGAGCUGCACCUGAAUCACAUGAAUUCUGAAACGAAGGACGUUCCUAGUAAGCUGUGGAGGCGGAUCGGCAGCAGUUCCGGUAGAAGAUCGAGCGCGGAAAUGGAUCUGGUUAAUAUCAAACUGAGGAAGAUCGCCGUGGACGUACUGGAAUGGAACCACGAGGAAGCCAAGUUCGUUCUUGAAGGAAAACUGCUGUUUACCCAACCGUCGGACAAUAACUGGCGGAAAGGGAGGACAAUCAAGUUGGCGCCCAUAAACGCGUUGCUGGUAAUAAACGGAAAGGCUUCUGUUGGGAAAGGCGAGCGCACCGAGGAGAACGGGAUUAUCUUCGCACGACACGGUGCCAGGGAAGCCGCUCUGCUGUUGGUCAGGGAUAAAAACGGGCGGUACUCCCUCCUGAGGGAGCCGCUGUACCUAGAUCGCUGUGUCAUCGCCGCCGACCCCGCCUGGCAGAGCUACUUUGAAGUACAAGAGUUAUUAGGGAAGGAUACGUUUAUUUUUAAAGCCGAAGAUGAGGAACAAACGCAGACGUGGUACAAGCAGCUCCAGUUCUUCGCUCAAGGCAUGGGAGCGUGGAGGAAGCGAAGGAACGCACUAGCCAAUAUUAUGAUAAACGGAAUGGGGCUACGGUCGUAGCCGGGCGGGGAUUAAAACACCUUAUUUAUUAUUUUAUCGGAAGCUUUAAACGAAAUGUAAAUUACGAACGAUGUGACUUAAACCAAUUCUAUCAUUAUUUUAAAUAUGUACAUUGUAAAUAAUUAGUAAUUUAGCUGUGAUAUUUUUGGAUUCGGUUUUGGGGAUUUAUAUUUUACGCUAAAGUGUAGAUUUAAUCUAACCGUAACGUUAUUUAAUAUAUUUUAAUUAUCGCCUUUACCUAGAACCUGUAUAUGUCAUUAUUAAUAAUGUUAAUAUAUUAACUAUA